Molecule: messenger RNA, 4126 nt
Organism: Mytilus trossulus (common blue mussel)
Lineage: Eukaryota; Metazoa; Mollusca; Bivalvia; Mytilida; Mytilidae
Exons: 7
Coding region: 63-1079 (338 amino acids)
Source: RefSeq, a predicted model, not a curated record
UAAAAGGUAAACAGGAAGCUCUUUAAACAUACGUUUGCCAAAUUGUCAAGGAUUUUUAUUAUAUGAGUGCAAUGGAAGAUGAAAAGAGAUUCGAUAAUGACCAAAACGAAACAGAGUGCGCCAAGAAGAUACAAUUGUCAAGUGUGUCGGCAGCUCCUGUAAACAACCCUGAAUCUCCAACUAUGAUGACACAGGGGUUCGAGACUCAACAAGUUCCAACAAAUGGAAUCCCACAAGAAGAAUUGUUAGUUCGGCAAUUAAAGAUGUUUGGUCGGUUACAGAUUAUCCUCGGCGUUUUGCUAGUGAUUACCAGUUCAAUUGGAUUUGUUUUGAAUUAUAUUUCAAUGCAGAAUUAUAACGAUUGUUAUAACAAUGAAUAUUACUAUUAUUUCGACCAUGAUGACAAUUCAUACCACCCAUAUUUACCACACUACGUGUUAUGCAAUCGCUAUUACAGUAGCCGUCUGCAAUUUGUCUUUGACAUCACAACGUUGAUAUGCUCUGGAUGGUGCAUUUUAACUGGUAUUCUUCCCUUCUGUAUGAAAAAUCGGAGAAAACAGAACUGGAAAUGCCUGAAAACCGGAAUUAUGAUAUGUAGCAUAAUUGCAGCAUCAGUUGUUAUACCUGGUAUUUACAGUCUUGGUUUAAUUGGAUCAAUAAUAAGAAACAACUAUGAAAUGAGAAUUGUGCUUCUGUUGUCUUUUAUGAGUCUGUUAUCCUUUGCGGAAUGGGUAGUGGCAAUCAUGGCGGUUUCAUAUUGCCUUUCUUGCUGUUGUUAUAGAACAGCAGACCAGAAGGGUGUCAUUCUUGUGACCGAAACACAACCUGGACUGUUUCUUGACCUACAACAGACAAGUGUUCCUAUUGCAAAUGUUCAACCGGAAAUGGAAAAUACUGGACAUGUAGAUAUCCCGAUGGUGAGCUAUCCCCGAGCUUAUCAAUAUCAAGAAAACACGACAAACGAGGAGAAAGAACAACAGAUUCAAGCUGUUGAAGAAACAGUAUCAUCAAUUGAUAGGACAAUUGAUAGUACACAGCAGCAAGGGGUUGAUACUACUCCAAUAACUUACAAAUUUUAAAGAAGAAAACUUUAUAAACAACUUGCGUAUAUAUGCAUUUUUAUAAUAUAACCAAUGUAAUUCAAAGCAUUAUUUAGUAUCUAAAUAUGAUCAGUAUUCACAAUGUGAUAACAAGAGGCAUUAUUUAUCAUAGACAAACUGUCUUCGUCGGUCGUGCAACUAUCCUAACGAUAUUGAUUCUUUUUAAAGUGCAGACCCUUAUAACGUUUGAUCAGGCAGAUUUAUAAACACUUUAUAACUUUUUUCUAUAUUGUAAUGGAAAAGAAGCAAAUUGGUCCAGAUUUUAAACAUUCUUAAAUAUGCUUUUACUAACUCUGAUAAAAGCAUUGACUAUUCACAUUUUGAGUAUACUUUAGUAUAUUUUUUUUUAAAAAGGAGGUCCUAUCCAAAGAACCUGUUUUAUAUUUUGUGAGAUUGUGAUUUUUUUUUAAAGUUUAUAUCACAAUUAUUUGGGUUUUUAUACAGUAAUCGAUAGUUAAAUGCAUUACACCAUUGUUUGCUUUCAUUUUCGUGAUCUAGGUUCGGAUCAUGACGUCAUGAUUAUGUAAUUUAUCUUUGUAUAUACAUUAUAUACAGUUAGAUUCAAAUGUGCACUAAUUUUUAACUAUUAUAUACACACUACUCUUUUUUAAUUUUUAUUAUUCAUAUUACUAAACUAAAAAAUGUAAAUUGGCAAAUCAUUUCUGUUUUGGUUUUUUUUUCGGAGGUGUAAAUCUUGCAUAAAAUGACUUAUUACCAACUCUGAUUGAAAAUUGUCUCAUUUGCAAUCAUGCCACAUAUCUUUAUUCUUUAUAAGAUAAGCACCGCAAUAUCAAUGCAGACCAUUUCAUAAUACUUCACAAGUUGCUUUAUUUUGUUACUUUGUAUCAGUAUUAAUUUCUGUAUUUUCCCAAAGAACAAAAUUUAAAUCGAAUACCGUCCAGCAAAACAUUUAUAAUUAAGACCAUGAACGAUAAGAUUGAUAUAUAUCUAAAUAUAGACCCAGAUUUAUAAACUAAAUACUAGUAUGGCUAUAGAAUAAAAUAACAUAUUUGAAAUGCCGCACUCCACUAAUGCAUAUGAUAUUAUAACUGAUAAUGCACCUUGCAAUUACAGAAGGAGGUAAUGUUACGAUAAGUGCAGUAUUUUGAUUAUUUUUAUACAUUUAAGAAGGAUGAUUGUUGCGGUUGUAGUAGAACAUUUUAUCUAUUGGAAAGGUCUUAUCUAAUAUUUGACAGUUGCAUAACAAUUGUGCAAACAUGAUCCCAUUCUUUUUUCUGACUUAUUGCCGACAUUUCAUCUAGUUUCGUACGUAAAUGGUGCCAGUUUAUGGUAUUCCGAUAGUCUCACUGUGAGAAGUAAAAUUCACAAACACCGAACUUUUUUUUUCUUUUUUAUUUCAAAUUACUAAACGCACUUUCCAUGAUUUAUGUUAGUGCCAUAAACAUUAGUAAACAAAUAAAACAUCAGGUUAAACGUUUGAUCAAAUCAAUUUGAAACUUAGUAAAUGUUCUUUGUGAUAUGAUCUUUGUUAUUUCAAUGUCAAAUUAGAAUGUUGACCCCAAUCAUACGUUCCACAGAACAUUAAAAAGGCAAUACGAGUGGGGCAUCCGUUUACUAUAUACACAGUCAUUAUUGUUACGUUAAACAUGAUUGCUCAAAAUAUAAUAGGAAAUUUACGUCUCUAGAUAAUUUGAUAUUUCCAAAACCAAAAAAAUCAGUUUGAUUAUGAUAUCAAAUGUAGUGCUGAUGUAUAUGUACCCUGUCACGUCUUUGUUUAUUCUGUGGUUUUUUUUAGGUAAAUUUCUAUUAGUAUUCAUCUGAUGAGUUAAUAUAAGAAUCACGAGAAUUUGAUGAUGUUAGAUUCACAGUUAGACAACUAUCCACCAGAGUUCAAAUGAAGUGGAUGUAAGCAAUCAUUGCCAAUCGUAACGCCUUGAACCAUGCGAAAAUCCCAUAUCAUAUAAAAGCCUACUUAACUGGUUUAUAAAGUUCGUUCAUAUGUUUUCAUGCAUACCACUAUCCCAGGUUAAGAGAGGGCUUGGAUCCCUCCAAUUUGUUUAACCCCGUUACAUUAUGUAUUUCCAAAUGUCAAGUCAACUUCUGUGUUAUUUGGUCUCUUGUGGAGAGGUUUCUCAUUCGCAAUCAUACCAUAUUGUCUGUUUUUGUUUCAUUUUACAGAUCUUGUGUCAAAAUUUGCUAUCAACUAACUGUUUAUAGACAUAGGAAGAUGUGGUGUGAGUGCCAAUGAGACAACUCUCCACCCAAAUAACAAUUUAAAAAUAAGUAAACCAUUAUAGGUCAAUUCAUUUAGCACAGUUACGACUAUUUAAAUCAAUUUUAUUUUUUUGAAACAAUUCUAUAUUUGUGUUUCUUACUUUUAAGCAUGUCGUAUCAUAUCAGGUUUUCAAUUGUAUUUAUAAAAAACACUUAUCUCCUCUCUUCUAAAAAUCAGUUAAAUAGAUAUACUAGUUAUCUCCAAUCGGACAUUUAUCGUGUUAGCCAAAUUUGCAAAGGGAGACAACUUCGAUUUUCCACAACACGGAAUUACAUAAUAUCAUAGAGUUCGCUCACUGCCCCCACUGUCAAAGGAAAACAAUCACAAUUUCUGAUUGUGAUGACUACUGUAAACCAACUUUUUUUCGCGGAUACUUUAUUUCGCGUUUUACUCUUUGUAAACUAUUUCGCGGCUAUUUAAGUUCGCGAUUUUGUUAUUUCUGGAUAUAGUUUAAUAGGGAAAGAUCUAAGUUUUACAUAUUCGCGACGAUUUAUAUUCGCGUAAAUUUUCUACUCGCGAAAAUAAGUAGGUAUAUUCAAGAUAGCAGACAUUCAAAACAUAAAACAUCUUGUUUAUUACAAACUGUAGUUUACAUUUCAGAUAUAGAUUAUGCUUAUGAAAAUAUACAGAUUAUAAAACUGCAUGGUAAAAUAAUCACUACCUUCAUGCAUAUCAAAUACAAACACUUCGUCAACUGUUAGGGCAGAGUAUCAGUAAUAUUUUAACUUUAAGAUGUCCUUUUUCAUGAAACAAACAAACAACUUUCGAUAAACCGAAAACAUCAGUUGAA